ACUCACGCAGUUUCCUUUUCUGUCUUGAAUCCGUUCUUACAUUUUCUCUCUUUCACUGUUCCUCACUUUAAAUAUCUUCUGAAAAUCACACACUCCUUUGAAACACACUCCCCAUUUCACAUAAAAAGUCUGCAAAAGUUAGGUUGAGUGCGCGGUUAUGACUUUCUCCUCUGUUUCUGCUCGUUUUGAAACUUUUCUGCCUUCUGAAACCACCCAAGAUUUCAUUUUUAUGAGAGGACUUUCAUGGGUGGUGAUGGUAUUGUGAUGUUUCAUUUGAAUGGUCACUGUUGAGUGUUAGAGUUGUGCUUCCUGCAAUUUGAAGUGUAAUGAGUUUUGUUUUGUUUUGUCAAGCUGCAAGUUGUAUAUGGAGCUUGGGUUCUUGAGAGUUGUGAAAGCACUGAACUUUAAGUGAUGGUAGCUUCUGAUGUUUCGAACGGGAGCUUAGUAUUGAUUUGAGGCUGAACAAAGAUAUAAAUAUCUCUUUUGAUUUCUGAAAUGGUGCCGCAAAGAUGUUACCUUAUGAUUUUUAUGCAAUGGGGUUUGUUGGCUUGUUUUCCUUGUUUUUCUAUGGGACUUGAAACCCCAGCCUCGUCAUGCGACAAAAAUGAUUUAUUGGCCCUGAAGGAAUUUGCGAGCAACCUGACAAAAGGGUCCAUUAUUACAGCAUGGUCAGAUGAUGUUUUCUGCUGCAAAUGGGUUGGAGUUGAAUGUGAUAAUGUGGAUGAUGGAGCAGCUGCUAGGAGAGUGUCCAGGUUGGUUCUCCAAGGAAUGGAUCUCAAUGGCACAAUUUCCAGCUCUUUAGGUCUUCUAGAUAAGCUAAAAGUGCUGGAUCUUUCAUUCAAUCAUCUCCAAGGUGAAUUGCCUUCUGAAUUAUCUAGAUUGAAGCAGUUAAAGGUUCUUGACUUCAGCCAUAAUAUGCUGUCUGGACCAGUUGUUGGGGCACUUUCUGGUUUGCAAUCCAUUCAGAUACUGAAUAUUUCUAGCAAUUUUUUUGUUGGAGAACUAUUCCAUUUUGGGGGAUUUCAAGAUCUCCUUGCUCUCAACAUAAGCAACAAUUCAUUCACUGGUCAGUUCAGUUCUCAAUUUUGCAGCUUUUCCAAGGUUCUUCUUAUUCUUGAUAUAUCCAAAAAUCAUUUUGCUGGUGGUCUUGAAUGGUUGGACAAUUGUAGCACAUCUAUCCAAGAAUUUCAUUUGGAUUCCAAUUUGUUUUCUGGCCCUCUUCCUGAUUCCUUGUAUUCAAUGUCAGCCUUGGAGCAGCUCUCAGUCUCUGUGAAUAACUUCUCUGGUCAGUUAAGCAAGGAUUUGAGAAAUCUAUCAGGCCUAAAAUCUCUGAUGCUUUCUGGAAAUCAGUUUUCAGGGGAAAUCCCAAAUGUAUUUGGUAAUCUUUUGCAUCUGGAACAAUUAGAAGGACACUCCAAUUCAUUUUCUGGACCAUUGCCGUCAACCUUGGCCUUAUGCUCAAAACUUCGUGUGCUUGAUCUUCGAAAUAAUUCUUUGACAGGUUCUGUUGGCCUUAAUUUCAUUGGGUUGCCUAAUCUUGUCACAUUGGACCUUGGUAGCAAUCAUUUUAAUGGAUCCCUUCCAAAUUCUUUGUCCCAUUGCCAUGAAUUGACACUGUUAAGCCUUGCUAAGAAUGAAUUAACUGGUCAAAUCCCUGAGAGUUACAUAAAUCUCACUUCACUUUUAAUUCUGUCUUUGUCAAACAACAGCUUUGAGAACUUAUCUGGGGCUCUGUAUGUACUGCAGCAAUGUAAAAAUCUAACCACUGUUAUCCUUGCAAAGAAUUUCCAUGGUGAGGAAUUUCCACAAAGUUUAACCACAGGCUUCAAGAGCCUUACGGUUUUAGCACUUGGAAAUUGUGGUCUCAAAGGCCGUAUUCCUGAUUGGCUAUUAAAUUGUGCAAAAUUGCAAGUUCUUGAUUUGUCAUGGAACCAUUUUGAAGGUAGCAUUCCUUCUUGGAUUGGUCAAAUGGACAAUUUGUUUUACUUGGAUUUGUCAAAUAAUUCUCUUACAGGAGAGAUACCAAAAGGUUUGACAGAGUUGAGGGGCCUCAUGUCCCCUAAUUACCUCACAUCAAGUUUCUUUGCAUCUACUACUAUUCCUCUCUAUGUUAAGAGAAACAAGAGUGCCAAUGGGCUGCAGUAUAACCAUGCCUCAAGUUUCCCUCCUUCAAUAUACUUGAGCAAUAACAGAUUAAGAGGAAAAAUAUGGCCUGAAAUUGGUCAUCUAAAAGCACUUCAUAUCUUGGAUUUAAGCAGGAACAACAUCACUGGCACCAUUCCUAGCUCUAUUUCAGAGAUGAAGAAUUUGGAGACACUAGAUUUAUCUAAUAAUGAUCUCUUUGGAACUAUCCCUCCAUCAUUUAAUAGUCUCACAUUCUUAUCAAAGUUUAGUGUGGCAUAUAACCACUUGCAGGGACCUAUUCCAACUGGGGGACAAUUUUCAAGUUUCCCUAAUUCGAGUUUCGAGGGCAACCUGGGGCUUUGUGGGGAAAUAGAUCAUCCUUGUAGCAGUGAAGAAAAUGUGGGCUUGGUGCCCAACAUUGCUACUACUGAUUCUGUGGGAAAAUUUGGUAAAAGCACUGUUCUUGGCAUAACACUUGGUUUAGGUGUAGGCCUUGCACUGCUUCUUGCUAUUGUUCUGCUGAGAAUGUCAAAGAGGGAUGAUGAUAUGCCAAUUGAUAACUUUGAUAUGGAGCUUAGCAGGCCAAACAGGAUACCUGAAGCGCUUGUUUCUUCAAAAUUGGUGCUGUUUCAGAAUUCAGAUUGUGAGGAUCUCACAGUUGCAGAUUUGUUAAAAUCCACAAACAAUUUUAACCAAGCAAAUAUAAUUGGUUGUGGCGGGUUUGGUCUUGUCUACAAGGCAAAUCUUGCAAAUGGCACAAGGGUAGCUAUCAAGAAACUUUCAGGGUACUGUGGUCAAGUGGAACGUGAAUUCCAAGCUGAAGUAGAAGCCCUCUCAAAAGCUCAGCACAGAAACCUUGUUUCUCUUAAAGGUUAUUGUCAGCAUGUCCAUGACAGAUUGUUAAUUUACUCCUACUUGGAGAAUGGGAGCCUCGAUAAUUGGCUGCAUGAGAGUGAGGAUGGAAAAUCAGCUCUAAAAUGGGAUGUAAGACUCAAGAUUGCCCAAGGUGCAGCUCAUGGAUUAGCUUACUUGCACAAGGAGUGUGAACCGCAUAUUGUGCAUCGAGAUAUUAAAUCUAGCAACAUACUUUUAGAUGAUAAAUUUGAAGCUUAUUUGGCUGACUUUGGUCUCUCGAGGCUACUUCAACCAUAUGAUACUCAUGUUACUACUGAUUUAGUAGGAACUUUAGGAUACAUUCCUCCAGAGUAUAGCCAGGCACUGAAAGCAACUUUCAAGGGUGAUAUUUAUAGUUUUGGUGUUGUUCUUAUUGAGCUUCUUACUGGUAGAAGGCCUGUAGAAGUCAUCAUUGGGCAAUGUUGCAGGAAUCUCGUGUCUUGGGUGUUUCAGAUGAAAUCUGAGAAUAGGGAGCAGGAAAUUUUUGAUUCAGCCAUUUGGCACAAAGAUAAUGAGAAACAGCUCUUAGAGGUAUUAGCUAUUGCUUGUAAAUGUGUUGAUGAAGAUCCAAGGCAGAGACCCCAUAUUGAGUUAGUUGUUUCAUGGCUUGAUAGUGUAGGAUUUGAUGGCUCUCAACAUUCAUUUUAAUUGCUCCAUUUAUGCCAUUAAUCUGGGUUUUUAUUGGUGUAUCAUUGACCAAGUAUACUUGUAAAGGAUGCUUAUAAUAUGGAGGUGAUGGGGUAUUCUUGAUAAGGCAAUACUUUGGUUUAUAGUUUUAAUCUUUACAAGAGGUUACUUUUG
Messenger RNA from Abrus precatorius (Indian licorice), 3819 nucleotides. Its product is annotated as phytosulfokine receptor 2-like. The transcript has 2 exons. Lineage: Eukaryota; Viridiplantae; Streptophyta; Magnoliopsida; Fabales; Fabaceae. The record is from RefSeq and is a predicted model, not a curated record. The coding region runs from base 496 to 3666 and encodes 1056 amino acids. Gene Ontology annotation, molecular function: receptor serine/threonine kinase binding; ATP binding; protein kinase activity. Gene Ontology annotation, biological process: protein phosphorylation.